Dictyostelium purpureum is the source of this 168-nucleotide messenger RNA. RefSeq lists its product as uncharacterized. The transcript is spliced from 2 exons. The record is from RefSeq and is a predicted model, not a curated record. Lineage: Eukaryota; Evosea; Eumycetozoa; Dictyosteliales; Dictyosteliaceae. The coding region runs from base 1 to 168 and encodes 55 amino acids.
AUGAUAAAACCCAAGAACAAAAAAAAAAUACAAUCUUCAUUUCAACAGAAACAGGCAGCUUUAAGAACACCUGUUGAAAGAGGUAAUAGCUCAGUUAAAAGAUCUGGAAUUGGCAAUACCAAAUUGAAUUUUGAUGAUAAUACAUUACAUAAUGUAAAUGAACUUUAA